CAAUCUGUUAAAUCUGCAACUAACUUCACAGUUGUUAUCGAUUAGAUGAAGGUUUUGGGUUUAUAAAGUUCUACAGAAUAACCUAUAAAUUAAAUUUUUGUUUGUGUUUAAAAGUAUUAUAAACAUCUAUAUUUACUUAUAAUCUAUAUAAUGAAACCAACCCCCUUGGUUGCUGAUGAAAUGUUUCCCGAAGGUGCAGGUCGUUAUUUAGCUUUUGAAAUGGUCACAGAUAAUAUGGAGGAGAUACCUGGCGGAUCUGGACCUAUUAUGAUUGAUAUCGGUGGAGACGAGAAAGCUGUGCACGCAGAUUUUUUUAAUGAUUUUGAUGAUUUAUUCAAUGAUGAGGAUUUAGAAUAA
Messenger RNA from Ceratosolen solmsi marchali, 357 nucleotides. Its product is annotated as myeloma-overexpressed gene 2 protein homolog. NCBI's taxonomy places the organism in Eukaryota, Metazoa, Arthropoda, Insecta, Hymenoptera, Agaonidae. The coding region runs from base 151 to 357 and encodes 68 amino acids. The transcript has 3 exons. The record is from RefSeq and is a predicted model, not a curated record.